GAAUUUUAGCAGAGAUGCAUUAACUACUUAUCCGGGUGUUGAACAAAUUAUAUUUACCAUUUUGAUUUUACUAUUUACCAUUGAAGAAAAACCUUUCUACUCGCCUUUUAUGGCAUUCCAAAAUACGAACAGAGUGGAAAAUAAAUCAAGAAUCACAAUGACCUUCCCUGAAACCUGGAUAUGAAACGAAAAGAUUGCAGGGAGAUUUCAAAUACUGGAAAACAACGAAAGUAACACACUCUGGGUCUGAAACAGACAUGGUAGAGGAUUUACCAAAAAUAUAGAAAUGUCAUCUUACAUCGUACUCUCAUAUGCUAAAAGAAAAGAAAUCGAAAAAGGGACUUCCGAUUACGAGGGGGUCAUUCUCUCGGCAUUCGUCCCAUGGUGAUUAUCAUUUAAAUCAGGACAAAAUCAUUACUCUUGAAAUUCAUUCUGGGUUUGCAACUUUGAUUUACGGCUGUUGUGACCAAUGCAAAACAUUAGAAGUUAUUGACAACCCUUGCUACAGUUACAAAUUCCCAUUUAUGACCUUCGAAACCAGCACAAUCCUCUACAAACAUUUGAUUGAACGUUCGGUUGAAACACGAGAACAAUGGCUGUUCUUCUCUAACGUCUGAAUCGUAUUCCUAUUUGAAAUCAAAUUGUUUAUUAAAUUUAAGAAAAAUAUAAUAAAAUAAAUUUUACAUAA
Octopus sinensis (East Asian common octopus) is the source of this 688-nucleotide messenger RNA. RefSeq lists its product as uncharacterized. Lineage: Eukaryota; Metazoa; Mollusca; Cephalopoda; Octopoda; Octopodidae. The transcript has 5 exons. The record is from RefSeq and is a predicted model, not a curated record. Bases 312 to 617 code for a protein of 101 amino acids.